Molecule: messenger RNA, 4343 nt
Organism: Heterocephalus glaber (naked mole-rat)
Lineage: Eukaryota; Metazoa; Chordata; Mammalia; Rodentia; Bathyergidae
Gene: Lrpprc
Product: leucine rich pentatricopeptide repeat containing
Biological process (GO): regulation of mitochondrial translation
Cellular component (GO): mitochondrion; nucleus
Molecular function (GO): mRNA 3'-UTR binding; protein binding
Source: RefSeq, a predicted model, not a curated record
CUCCUUCUGGCCUUCUCGCGCAGCGUGCCUCUGCUGUGGGGACUAGGGAGACAUGGCCGCGCUGCUGAGACCUGCCCGCUGGCUCCUGGCUGCCGGUGUGCCCCCGCGCCUCCCGUUGUCCCUGCGUUUCCUCGCGGCCGGCCCAGGCCGGCCACGCGUUGUCUCUUGUUUGCCGGCUGCUCGUGCCCGGCCUUUUGCAGGAGAGCUACUGAACCAAGCCAGGCUGUAUGCCAUUGCUGCUGAAAGAAAGAAUGAUCUAGAGGAGAACAGUUCUCAUAGGAGAAAUGCCUCUUUCCCUAGGAGGGAUACUGAUCAAUUUAGUUGGGCUCUAAUGAGAUUGGAUACUUCUGUCCGAAGAACGGGCCGUAUCACAAAGGGACUUUUGCAAAAAGUCUUUGAGAGCACAUGUCACUCAGGUAACCCAAGUGGUAAUCAAGCCUUGCUUCUGCUGCGCAGCUGUGGUUCCCUCUUGCCUGAGAUAAGUUUUAAGGAGAGAACAGAUUUUGUCCAUAAGAUAUGGGACAGACUUCAGGAAUUGGGUACUGUGUAUGAUGUGAGUCACUACAAUGCUUUACUCAAAGUCUAUCUUCAAAAUAAAUAUAAAUUUUCACCUACUGAUUUCCUGGCAAAAAUGGAGGAAGCAAAUAUUCAACCAAAUCGAGUGACCUACCAGAGACUGAUUGCUGCUUACUGUAAUGUAGGAGAUAUUGAAGGUGCCAGCAAGAUUCUUGAAUUUAUGAAGAAUAAGGACCUUCCAGUUACAGAGGGAGUAUUCAGUGCUCUUGUUACAGGGCACGCAACAGCUGGAGAUAUGGAGAAUGCAGAAAAUAUUCUGACAGUGAUGAGAGAGACUGGAAUUGAGCCUGGUCCAGACACAUACCUGGCCUUAUUGAAUGCAUAUGCUGAGAAGGGUGACAUUGAUCAUGUAAAGCAGACUCUAGAGAAAGUGCAGAAGUCUGAUCUGUACCUUAUGGACCGUGAUUUAUUGCAACUUAUCUUUAGCUUCAGUAAAGCUGGGUAUCCUCAGUAUGUUUCAGAGGUUUUGGAAAAAAUUACCUAUGAAAGAAGAUAUAUUCCAGAUGCAAUGAACCUCAUUUUGCUUUUAGUCACUGAAAAAUUGGAAGAUACAGCAUUGCAAGUUUUAUUAGCAUGUCCUGUAUCGAGGGAAGGCAGUCUGACUAACUUUGGCAAUUUCUUUUUACGACAUUGUGUGACCAUGAAUACGCCUGCAGAGAAACUGAUAGACUACUGUAAGAAGUUGAAGGAUGCCCAAAUGCAUACUACUCCUUUGCAGUUCACACUCCACUGUGCUUUACAAGGCAGUAAAACAGAUUUGGCAAAAACUCUAAUAAAGGCUUUGAAAGAAGAAGGUUUUCCUGUCAGAACUCACUAUUUCUGGCCUUUGCUAGUUGGACAUCAGAAGGAGAGAAAUGUUCAAGGUAUAAUUGAUAUCCUCAAAGCAAUGCGUGAAGUGGGAGUAGAGCCCGAUCAGGAGACAUACGUAAAUUAUGUGUUGCCAUCCUUUGAUAAUGUAGAGUCAGUACGUGUUCUUUUGCAGGAAAAUGAAUGUCUACCUGAAAGUACUUCAUUUGGUAUAGCUGAAUUGAGAAGUGAAGCAGUAAAAGGGAACUUAGACUUUGUUUUAUCAUUUUUGAAGUCAAAUACAUUGCCUUUGUCAUUUAAUUCUUUGAGAAAAAGCCUAAUUCUAGGCUUUAGGAGGUCUAUGAACAUACAUCUUUGGAGUAAGAUAACAGAAUUGUUGUAUAAGGAUGGACGUUAUUGCCAGGAGCCUCCAGGACCAAGGGAAGCUGUUGGCUAUUUUCUUUAUAACUUGAUUGGCAGCAUGAGUGACUCAGAGGUACAGGCCAACGAGGAGCAUUUGAGACAAUACUUCCAUCAGCUGAAGGAGAUGAAUAUAAAAAUUUAUGAAAAUAUCUACAGAGGCAUUCGUAAUCUGCUGGAUAGCUACCAUGUUCCUGAAUUGAUUAAGGAUGUUAAUAUAUUAGUGGAAAGAGAGAAGAGAGAUUCUCAAAAAACAUCAUCUGAUUUAGAGGCUACACUUGAAAAACUAAAAGAUAAUAAUCAACCUAUAGGUGAUGUCCUAAAGCAACUCAUAUUAACGCUUUGUUCAGAGGAGAAUAUGCAAAAAGCCCUUGAAGUGAAAACAAAAUAUGAAUCAGACAUGGUUGUCAGUAGCUAUGCAGCUUUAAUAAAUUUGUGCUGUCGACAUGAUAAUGCAGAAGAUGCAUUGAACUUGAAACAAGAAUUUGAGCGGUUAGAUUCAUCUGCUGUACUUCACACCAAUAAAUAUGUAGGUCUUGUAAAAGUAUUGGGAAAACAUGGCAAACUCCAAGAUGCUAUUAACAUUCUAAAGGAGAUGAAAGAGAAGAAUGUUCCUAUCCAAGAUGCAACGCUCUUGUCCUUUUUCCACAUCCUGAACGGUGCAGCUUUAAGAGGUGAAAUUGAAACAGUAAAACAGUUGCAUGAAGCCAUCGUUACUCUAGGGUUAGCAAAACCAUCUACCAACAUAAGUUUCCCAUUGGUCACUGUACACCUGGAAAAGGGUGACUUACUUGCUGCCCUUGAAGCCAUGAUUGUUUGCUAUAAAAAGUAUAAAAUAUUGCCGAGGAUGCAUGAUGUCUUAUGUAAACUGGUAGAGAAAGGAGAGACUGAUCUAAUCCAGAAAGCAAUGGACUUUGUAAGCCAAGAACAAGGUGAAAUGACGAUGCUCUAUGAUAUCUUCUUUGCCUUCCUACAAACAGGAAAUUACAAAGAGGCCAAGAAGAUCAUGGAGACUCCAGGCAUUAGAGCGCGACCUACAAAACUUCAGUGGUUUUGUGAUAGAUGUAUCACUAAUAAUAAGAGGGAAGCUCUGGAAAAAUUAGUGGAGUUGACGCAAAACCUGUUUGAAUGUGAUAGAGACCAGCUGUACUACAGUCUGCUAAAGCUAUACAAAAAAAAUGGUGACUGGCAAAGAGCUGAUGCUAUCUGGAAUAAAAUGCAAGAAGAAAAUAUUAUUCCUCGUGAGAAGACAUUAAGAUUAUUAGCAGACAUUCUAAAAGACAAUAAUCAAGAAGUUCCUUUUGAUGUUCCUGAGUUGUGGUAUGAUGAUGAUGAACAUUCCCCAAAUUCAUCACCCCGACCUGUAGACCCUCUUACUGAGAAAGCGGUGUUGAAUGCCUGCCAGCAGCGGAAAAACCGAGAUGCAUAUAAUAUUUUCCUGAGAGCACAAAGACAAAACAUUAUAUUCAGCAGUGACACUUACAGAACUCUUACACAAUUACUGCUGUUGACGGACAAUUUCACACAAGCGAUAGAAGUGAAAAUGGCCGCUGAGACCCACAUCAAGGGCUUCACACUGAACGAUGCUGCCAACAGCUUCCUCAUCAUAGCGCAAGUUAGGCGGGAUUAUUUGAAAGAGGCUCUAACAACUUUAAAAACAGCCUUGGAUCUGGACCAGACUCCUUCUAAGCUAUCAGUGACCCGCCUUAUCCAGGCGUUUGCCUCUAAGGGUGAUGUGCAGAGUGUAGAAGCAAUCCAAAAGAUGGUCAGUGGACAUGACUCCAUUGGGCUCUCAGGAAUGAUUUUCAUCAAUAACAUUGCUUUGGCACAAAUAAAGAAUAACAACAUAGAUGUUGCUAUAGAAAACAUUGAAAAUAUGCUUACUUCAGGGAACCAAACCAUAGAGUCUCGGUACUUUGGCUUGUCAUACUUAUUCAGAAAAGCAAUAGAGGAGCAGAUAGAACCAGCAGUUGAAAAAUUAAGUAUCAUGGCAGAGAGAUUGGCCAAUCAGUUUGCAGUUUACAAACCAGUCACUGAUCUUUUCCUUCAGCUUGUGCAAUUGGGCAAGGUGGAUGACGCCAGAGCUCUCCUACAGAGAUGUGGUGCAAUUGCUGAACAAACCCCAAUUCUGUUGGUGUUCUGUUUUAGGAUUGCUCAGCAAAAGGGAAAGGCACCAGUUCUGAAUUCUUUGUUAGAAUUGAUUCCCGAAUUACGUGAAAAGGAAGAAGCAUACACUUCCGCCAUGAAAACCUAUGUCUUGGACAAUGAUGUACCAUCUGCUAAAAUGCUGUACAAAUAUUUGACUGCAAAGAACAUGAAAAUGAAUGACCUAUUUCUAAAGCGUUAUGCACUUCUGCUGAAGAAUGCUGGAGAGCCUGUUCCUUUCAUUGAGCCCCCUGAAAGCUUUGAAUUUUAUUCAAAACAGCUAAAGGAAUCAAAGGAAAACCCUUCCUGAAAUAAGCAGAGGCUGCCUUGUUUUGUGUGUAUUUGUGAUCCUAUGUCUAAGUAUUAUUUCUAAGAUGUGUUUGAGAGAAAAAAAUAAAUAAGUAAAUUGAAAAUUA